This is a messenger RNA of Lutzomyia longipalpis, 1121 nucleotides long. RefSeq names its product ubiquitin-conjugating enzyme E2 J2. The record is from RefSeq and is a predicted model, not a curated record. Lineage: Eukaryota; Metazoa; Arthropoda; Insecta; Diptera; Psychodidae. The transcript has 3 exons. The coding region runs from base 247 to 930 and encodes 227 amino acids.
AGUGGACUCAUUCAUUGACAACUCAGCGUAAAACCACGUCAAUAGUCACUACGAUUUUUUUGUUAAAAUUAUUGUGUGAAAAUAAAUCCCUGAAUUUUCCCUCUUUUUUGUGCUUUCCUGAAUGUUUCUCAACUGUACCGUACGAUAGGGGCCGUUUUAGAGGACGAUCUUUUGAUUUUAGGAUCCGAUUGGAUUGUAUUUGUCUUAGGAACGACGUGAGGGUGGUGAUGGAAUGUUUUCAGCCAGAUGAUGCCCAUUAAUAGAAAACCAACGGCUGCCUCGCGCCUUAAGCAGGAUUAUAUGAGGCUUAAGCGGGAUCCGGUACCCUACAUAACAGCAGAACCUCUCCCGUCCAAUAUUCUUGAAUGGCAUUUUGUGGUAAAGGGACCCGAAGAUACACCAUAUCUCGGUGGCUACUACCAUGGGAAACUCCUCUUUCCACGGGAUUUUCCCUUUAGACCACCAGCAAUUUACAUAAUGACCCCCAAUGGGCGCUUCAAGCCCAAUACACGCCUCUGCCUCUCCAUAUCGGAUUUUCAUCCAGACAGCUGGAAUCCCGCAUGGUCUGUGGCGACAAUCCUCACGGGACUCUUGAGUUUUAUGUUGGAAAAUACCCCGACGUUGGGGUCAAUUGAUUCAACAAACUACGAAAAGGAACGUCAUGCACGGAAAAGUCUCGCGUUCAAUUUGCGCAAUGAAACAUUCCGGGAACUCUUUCCGGAAGUUUGUCAGGAAAUUGAGGAUGUGAUACGGAAUCGCGGGGAGACACCUGAGGAGCCACCACCACCCGAACGGGCACAGGGGCUAUGCGAUAAGAAUCAAGGGGGCAACCAGUGGGGGAGUGUAGGCACAAAUAUCGUGGUAAUUCUCGUAAUGGCCAUCUUUGCUCUCAUUGUCAACUACAUCCUUAAGAGCAUUGUAAUUGACUGAUUGUGGUGGUGAAAAUAUGUAUGUAGGAUGAUUUAACAAGUAUUGUGGGGCAACCAAAUAUAUUCAUUAUAAAAAAAAUGAAGAAAUAAUAGAAACAUUCACAAGAGAAUGAAAGAGAUGGAGGUGGUUGAUACUUGGGUGGGAUGUGUGUGGGCUAUCAAGGAAUAAAUGAACUUUUUAGGAUAAACAAA